GUUGGAUUGUGGGAAGACCGACAUCAUUUGCCACGUUCAAAGUUUUACAGAUACGUGGACUAAAUUACGUUUUAUUUCUUAUUCUGAAAAGAUACCGACCGAUACGUGCAUACUGAGAGAGAGAGGGAGGUAGUUGUCCACAAUGAAGAUUAAGGAGAUAGAGCGGACAGCCAAUGUGGCAUGGUCUCCCCAGGAACAAUACCCUGUCUACUUGGCAACAGGCACAGCCGCUCAGCAGCUUGAUGCAACAUUCAGCACUAGUGCAGCUUUGGAGCUGUAUGAAUUAAACCUGGGAGACUCUGGAAUGGGAAUGAACAUGGUAGGAACUCUACCAGCUGACCACAGAUUCCACAAACUUGUAUGGGGUGGUUCUUCGGGCCCAGAUCAAGCAUCUGGUGUCCUAGUAGGUGGCUCUGACAAUGGAAACCUGUUUAUCUGGGACCCUGCUAAAAUUAUACAAAAAGAUGAGGCUGUAGUGCAUCAUCUUACAAAGCAUUCUGGGAAUGUAGCUGCUUUAGAUUUUAAUACCUUCCAGUCCAAUCUUUUGGCAUCUGGAGGCAGUGAAUCAGAAAUAUUUAUCUGGGAUCUCAACAACACUGCCAACCCCAUGACCCCUGGGGCUACAUCCCAACCCCCUGAUGAUGUCAGUUGUCUUGCCUGGAACAGACAGGUUCAACAUAUACUGGGGUCAACAUUUGGAAACAGAUGUGUUGUGUGGGAUCUUAGGAAAAAUGAACCUAUCAUUAAAGUCAGUGAUAGCAUGUCAAGAAUUAAAAGUAAGAUAGUUGCAUGGCAUCCCAAUGUUGCCACUCAGAUGUGUCUCGCAUCAGAGGAUGAUCACACUCCAGUAAUCCAGCUCUGGGAUCUCAGAUUUGCGACAUCCCCUGUCAAAGUCCUGGAGAACCACAACAAGGGGAUCUUGUCAAUAGCCUGGUGUCCACAGGACCCUGAUCUACUGCUCAGUUGUGGCAAAGACAAUAGGAUACUCUGCUGGAAUCCAAAUAGUAAUGUCCAAGGUGGCGAGGUUGUAUAUGAGCUACCUACAAGCUACCAGUGGAGCUUUGAUGUACAAUGGUGCCCCAGGAACCCAGGGGUCAUUUCAAGUGCCUCCUUUGAUGGUCAUAUCAGUAUAUACUCCCUCAUGGGCGGAGAGCAACCCGAACAACUCCUCAGUCCUAAAAUAGCAGAAUCUUUUCCAAAUGAUCCAUUCUCGCAGGCCCCUCAGCAACAGGCAGUGAAGCAAGCUGUCGUCCCUCUGAAGAAACCUCCUAAAUGGAUAAGAAGGCCCGUGGGGGCCUCAUUUGGGUUUGGUGGCAAGUUAAUCACAUUUGGUGAAGAAAAACCCCAAAAUCCUCAGCAACUUCCUGCUCGGGAAGUCCUUAUAAGUCAGGUUGUCACAGAGACAGAUUUAAUUGCAUCAUCACACCAGCUAGAAAGUGCUCUAGCGAACCAGCAGUAUGCAGAAUUCUGCGCUCUUAAGCUGGCAAAUAGUAAGACAGCCAACGAGGAAAGCCAGUGGAACUUUUUGAAGGUGAACUUUGAGAAAGAUUCACGUAGCAGAUUUUUAGAACUCUUAGGGUACAAUCCAUCUCAAUUGUCUAGAAAGGUCGCGGAAUCUAUCGGCACUCCUGCGAACUCUUCAAAUGUGGAGGGAGUAGAUGCCAGUGAGUUGGCACAGAAGAUGAAUGAUCUCAAUACGUUGAGCCCAGGGAGUGGAGAUUUUGUGUCUAGCGGGGCUGCCUCCCCCAAUGUAAUGGAAUCAAAGACUCCUGAUACAGACUCCAUAAGUGCAGAGGGCAGCAGUGCAUUUGAUCAAAUAGCUGCUGAUAUGGGCCAAGACUCCCGAUCAACCUCCCCAUUUACCAUCAGUACAAAAGAUGAUUCAGAUGGCCUGAUUAGUCAAGCAGUUUUGGCAGGAAAUUUUGAAGCUGCUGUAGAUGUAUGUCUCCAUGACGACAGAAUGGCUGAAGCAAUCCUAUUGGCUAUCGCAGGAGGACCAGAACUGCUGGCGAGAACACAGAAAAAGUACUUCAGAUCUAAUAAGAGUAAUUUGACCAGGUUGAUUUCCUCUGUUGUGACACGAGACUGGGAGCAUGUUGUGAGAACAUGUGACCUAGAUAAUUGGAAAGAGGCUCUAGCCACAGCUCUCACUUAUGCCAGUGCUGAUGAGUUCUCAACUCUAUGUGAUAUUUUGGGUUCAAGACUAGAGUCUGAGCAACAUGGCCGCCUAUCAAUUCAUGCAAUGUUGUGUUACAUCUGUGCCGGUAACGUUGAGAGACUCGUUGACUGCUGGGAGAAAAAUACAGAGAACAAUAACAGCCCAGAAGCUUUACAGGACUUGGUUGAGAAAGUAAUGAUAUUGCGCAAAGCAGUUGAGACUGCUCGGGGACAAACAGACAUAUCUAGUGGAAUCCUAGCGAAGAAACUUAGUCUCUAUGCUGAGUUGUUAGCUGCCCAAGGCAACCUCCCAACUGCCAUGGGAUAUCUGGGAAAUUCUAAUGAGUCAACACUGCUGGUUCUACGUGAUCGACUCUACCAGUCCCUUGGGCAAACAGUCCCUGGUGUGCAGGCCCCUGCUUGCCCCUUCCAGAGGUAUAACAUACAGAAAGAGAGGGCAGCACCUGUGCAACAACCCCAAGCUGCACAGCAACCAGCACACUCGCAGCAAAGGAACCAGCCACAGGCUACACAACCUUUCUACCAGACUCAAGCCAAGGGGAAUGUUAGUACAACCACUACACCUAGUUCUACAUACAACUACAACACCCAAGCUCAGUAUGCACAGUUUAAUGGUUCAGCACAACCACAACCAACCUUCAGUGCCCAGUCAACACAAUAUAAUCAGACAGCCCCUGCUGCAACACAGGCCUCUAAAGGUCCACUAAGUCAAAGAUACCCCCCAGUAUCUGCCCAAAGUGUUGCCUCUUCUUAUGGCAAUGUCUACAACCCCAACGACUAUGCAGGUGCGGGACAGCAGCCUGCUACGUCCAAUCCUUACUCCACAUCUGGCUACAUGUAUGGUCAAGACACUAUGGGGGGAUAUAGGGGCUAUAACAACGCUGCCACCACCUCUCAACCACAGGUUUAUAACCCUAUGGCUCCAGGUGCUCCAGAUAUGUCAAACACCAGACAGCCCUCAUCCUCAUCUGAACCACCAAUGCCCUCUUAUCAAGAAAUGCCCCCCAAAAGCGGAUGGAAUGAUCCACCUCCCCCAACUGAGAGCAAGAAAAAAGUGGCUGUAUCGACGUAUGAAGCUCAAGCUCCCAUCACAUCCCCCUUCCCAGGGUCAGCUAUGCCAGAACAGGGUCCUCCAGGGGCUCCCUACGGGGACCAGCAGCAGAUCUAUAACCCCCAGCAGUACUCCCAACAGGGUUACCAACAACAACAGCAGGGUUAUCAAUCCC
Molecule: messenger RNA, 3404 nt
Organism: Owenia fusiformis
Lineage: Eukaryota; Metazoa; Annelida; Polychaeta; Sabellida; Oweniidae
Source: the annotation of a GenBank genome assembly